Messenger RNA from Chaetomium strumarium, 1811 nucleotides. Its product is annotated as short-chain dehydrogenase. The transcript is spliced from 2 exons. NCBI's taxonomy places the organism in Eukaryota, Fungi, Ascomycota, Sordariomycetes, Sordariales, Chaetomiaceae. The record is from RefSeq and is a predicted model, not a curated record. Bases 465 to 1418 code for a protein of 317 amino acids.
GUUCACAAAACUACGCCGAGAGCUUGCGUCACUGCUUCAAGUGGGCUAAUUAGGCGACGGACAGCCAACAUGUAAGCGAUGUGACCGCAGCAAAGGCCUCGGUGGAUACUGGGCGAGCGUUGCCACUGUUGGCCUGCCACUGAGUAACAUCGGCGUUACCAGUCCUAGGGGGUUUGAUUGGCGUGUUGGUUGUGUUGGGUUGAACUCAUCACUCACUGUCACGCUUCCAGCGCUUAAGUCCGAUCAGGUAUGUGAUCCGGGGCUUGGUUAGGAGGCAACAACCCACACUCGGCGGGGGAUGCAUUUGGAAUCGUUGCCAGUCUGGAAAGUAUUUUAAUCAGUGGGCUGCUGCUGUCUUGUCAGAAUCGUCUUUGCUGUGUGUGGUUGUCAGGACAAGCAAAUUGAUCAACGAGGAAUCACUGACACCGGCAACAACAAAGUCUUGGUAUCUCGACUCCUUGAACAUGGAACCCAGCCGGUUGCCAUAUACACUCCCUUCGGACGCAGUUUGGUUCAUCACCGGCUGCUCCUCCGGCAUCGGCAAAUCCCUAGCCGAACUCGUCGUCGCCAAGGGGCAGCGCCUAGUCGCCACGGCCCGCAAACUCGAAGACCUCGCCUACCUCCCCGACAACCCACCCAAUAGCAGCAUCCUCAAGCUCCGCGUCGAUGUCGCGUCCAAGCAGUCCGUCGACGACGCGGUUGCCGCCGCCCUGGCACACUUUGCCCGCCUGGACGUGGUGGUCAACAACGCGGGCUACUCGCUGCGCGGCGACACCGAGAACGCACCAGAGGAAGCGGCGCGCCACCAGCUCGAGACCAUGUUCUGGGGCACUGUCCGCCUGACGCGCCACGCCAUGCGCAUCAUGCGCGAGGUCAACCCCGCCGCGCCGGGGGGCCAGCAGGGCGGUGUGGUCGUUAAUGUCUCGUCCAUGGGCGGCAGGGCUGCAUUUCCAGGGAAUGCGUUCUACCAUGCCGCCAAGUUCGCCGUUGAGGGCUUUACCGAGUCGGUGGCGCGGGAGGUGCGGCCGGAGUGGAAUAUCCAUUUCUGUCUUGUCGAACCCGGCGGCGUGAGGACGGGGUUUACGGGUCACAGGAUGCAGAGGAUCGAGGUGCAUCCGGCGUACGCGGCGCCCGACACCCCGUCAAGGCUGCUGGACAAGUACAUUGACGAUCCGGAAGCGUCCAAGAACUUUGCUGAUGUCGAUGAUGUUACCAAGGCCAUGUACUCGAUCGUGGCGAGUGGAAAGGAGAUUCCGCUGCGCGUGCCGAUUGGGCCGGAUGCGUGGGGUGUCCUGAAGAUAGAGAACGAGAAGAACGGGAAGGCGUUGGAUGAGUGGAAGGAUUUUGCGAUUAGUGCCGGGAAGGCCGGGCAGUUUGAGUCCCUGGACUUCAUGACGGGUAGGGAAUCGAGGAACUGAUUGAGGGUGGGUGUAGUUGUAUAGAACGGAGCUGUGUUUCCUACUGACAUCAUACACUGUGCCCGGUAUGCUCUUUCAUACUAGGACUUUAGACUCCAGAGUCUAUUGUACCAGGAAUUCUAGAUGGAAUAAUGCAUUCGGGAUAGGUCACACACGCUCUAGAAUAAUAACCACUCUCACAGGGUAUCUAUAUAGCAUGUGGCCCCCUAUUCAAGCACUAGCCUCUUUCCUACUUAGACUUCGCUCGUCUCUGUUUGUUCCUUAUCAUGAUCUGCUGAAUGGUGGCUCAUAGCUACCAGGUAUUGAACCACAACUCCUGACGCUUUACAGGCUCAUAAAGUCUCACAUAGGGCUGCGCUGAAGCAUAUUAUCGCAAUGGCCGCUGCCGGAGGA